AUGGACUGGAGCUGGGGCACUGAUCUCUCCAACGAGCUUCAAACAGGAUCGCACCUAUACGAAGAAUAUGCGGACCUUGCCAACAAGCUUUUCCAGCAGGCUAUCAUGUUUGAGACCAGAUUUUUCGAGAGCUCGAACGGGAAGACUCUGGGUGAUACUGCGAAGCCAGGUUUGGAUGAGCUUUGA
This is a messenger RNA of Clonostachys byssicola, 186 nucleotides long. The record is from the annotation of a GenBank genome assembly. Lineage: Eukaryota; Fungi; Ascomycota; Sordariomycetes; Hypocreales; Bionectriaceae.